Molecule: messenger RNA, 2531 nt
Organism: Budorcas taxicolor (takin)
Lineage: Eukaryota; Metazoa; Chordata; Mammalia; Artiodactyla; Bovidae
Gene: ZNF34
Product: zinc finger protein 34
Exons: 7
Coding region: 433-2067 (544 amino acids)
Biological process (GO): negative regulation of transcription by RNA polymerase II
Molecular function (GO): DNA-binding transcription repressor activity, RNA polymerase II-specific
Source: RefSeq, a predicted model, not a curated record
CUUCAGGGCCUAGGGAGCAGGCGGGGCCUGGUCCGUCAGCCGCUGUUGGGCGGCACUGAGAUAUGCAGGAACAUCCUUGUGAGUCUUUGGUGUAUUAGCAAGAAUUUCUAAAGGGCACGUACCUUCAAUUUGGUUUCCUGUCCCAGGGCUUCGAAGAGUUUCAGCUCUGCCAGGUAGGGCCAGGUUAUAUAGGUGCACUUUGUGUCUCUUCUUGGGGAGUUUUUUGCGUCCAGUAGUGAAUGACUCUCCAUUUUCCACCUGAACGAGACAACUCUGUGCCUGGGAGGAGGUAGGGGCAGAUGAUCUGAAAUGUUGCACGUGUCUGCAGGGAGCAGAGUCUGCCUGGGAGGCCGAGUGCUGAGGCCAACUGCGGGAGGGGCCAGGCAGUGACUGGCUCCUGCAUCCAUCCCAGGAAGCCCAGGGUACCGGGGGAUGGCAGCUUUGCAUCUGUGUGCCCUGCCUCAGGCUGAAGUGACCUUCGAAGACGUGGCCGUGUUCCUUUCGCAGGAGGAGUGGGGCCUUCUGGGCCCUGCUCAGAAGGGCCUCUACAGGGAAGUGAUGCUGGAGACUUACAGGAACCUGGUAUCGCUGGGAGCUGGACUUGCAGGUCCCAAACCGGAGGUGAUUGUACAUUUGGAGCGAGGGGAUGAGCUGUGGGUCCUGGACAUGCAUGGGGCAGAGCAACCAAGCGUCGAUGGCUCAGCUCAUGGGACCAGGACUGAGAACCAGGAGGUCACUUCAGGCGAAAUGCUGUUUGGGAGACAACUGGACCCACUCAUGGGGAGUGUUCUCCAGGGACCUGAGCCAGGAGAAGCCCAUGAGCGUGUCAGGGAGCCAGAGGGGUGCCUGGACAGGCCUGGGGAGCAGAGAGGCCCCAGGCUAGUCGCACUGGUCAACGAGGAGUGUGGCCUGGAGUCUGGAGGAAACCUCAGGUCGGGGUCAAGGCCUAUCCCUGAUCAAAGAUCUCACAAAUGUGAUAUAUGUGAACAGAGUUUUGAACAGAGAUCAUACCUUAAUAACCAUAAACGUGUACACAGGUGCAAAAAAACAAAUAUAGUUCACGAUUCAGGGGAAAUUUUCCCUGCGAAUUUAGUUGUUAAAGAAGAUCAGAGAAUUCCUGUUGGGAAAAGAUUGCAUUAUUGUGGUUGUUGUGGGAAGGCCUUCAGGUACAGCGCUAACCUUGUCAAGCACCAGCGACUGCACAGUGAAGAGAAACCCUACAAGUGUGAAGAGUGCGGGAAGGCCUUCCACCAGAGCUGUGAACUCAUCAGUCACCGGAGGAUGCACUCUGGAGAGAUCCCCUACCGUUGCGAUGAGUGCGGGAAGACAUUCAACCAGAGGCCCAACCUCAUGAAGCAUCGGAGGAUCCACACCGGGGAGAAGCCCUACAAGUGCGGCGAGUGCGGGAAGCACUUCAGUGCCUACUCCUCCCUCAUUUACCACCAGAGGAUCCACACGGGCGAGAAGCCCUACAAGUGCAGUGACUGCGGGAAGGCCUUCAGCGACGGCUCGAUCCUCAUCCGGCACCGUCGGACCCAUACUGGAGAGAAGCCGUAUGAGUGCAAAGAGUGUGGCAAAGGCUUUACCCAGAGCUCCAAUCUGAUCCAGCAUCAAAGAAUUCACACUGGGGAAAAACCCUAUAAAUGUAAUGAAUGUGAGAAAGCCUUCAUCCAAAAAACCAAGCUUGUUGAACAUCAGAGAAGCCACACUGGAGAGAAGCCCUAUGAGUGUAAUGACUGUGGCAAAGUCUUCAGCCAGAGCACCCACCUCAUCCAGCACCAGAGGAUCCACACGGGGGAGAAGCCCUACAAGUGCAGCGAGUGUGGGAAGGCUUUCCACAACAGUUCCAGACUCAUCCACCAUCAGAGGUCACACCACGGAGAGAAGCCAUAUAAGUGUGCUGAUUGCAAGAAGGCCUUCAGCCAGGGCACGUACCUCCUGCAGCACCGGAGGAUCCACACUGGGGAGAAGCCUUACACGUGUGGUGAGUGUGGCAAGGCCUUCCGGCACAGCUCCAACAUGUCCCAGCACCAGAGGAUUCACCUCCGGGAAGACUUCUCCCUGUGACGGUCGGGAGGCCCAAGGUCUGUGGUGCGCUUCCCGCACGUGACCACCCUCUCUUUACUUACUGUCCACAUGGUGUCACAGGUGAACAGGCACUUCUGAUUUUAAAAAACCUCUUUUCUUAAAAGCAGUGCAUGUUCAUUUUAGAGAAAGUGAGUGGAAAAAGCUAAGCAAAAGGGAGAAGCCCUGUGGCCUACCCUUAGAAAGAGAACUCACUACUGUUGCGAUCAGCGUAGGUUGUGUCCAGACACUCAAAUAGCAGCCACAAGAGAAGUACUGUGGAACUUGUGAGUGCAGCUCCUGUUUCCUCAGUCCUGGAAAACUCAUACUGGAGAGUUCUACGUGUUUAUGUAGUUUUACACCUUGUAAAUUUUAAAACAGCAUGUUGUUCAUAGUUUCCUAUGUCACUUAAUAGAGUUGAGACUGCCUUUUUUAUUGUGGUAAUAACAUUGUGUUUUAGCCACUCA